AUGAGUGAAAUCAAAAAAAAAUCAAGCAAGAAGAUCAAUGCUGAGAAGCCUAACAGAAAGGCUAUCAUUAAGAUGAAAAAAAUUCUUAAUGGUAAAAAGAAAGUAGAUGAAUUAGAAGGAUUAGAUGAUGUAAUAUACUCUUAAGAUGAAGAAAAUGACAAGUAGCAACAAGAUGAAAGUGAUGAAGAAGGUUAAAAAGAUUAAAGUAAUGGCGAGAAUUUGUAAUAAGCAGAUGAGGAUUCUCAUGCUCUUGAACACUCAGAGUUCAAUGAUGAUAAUGAAGGAGCAGCUUGGGAGGAUGAUGACGAUAAAAAGGUAGAAAUCGAUUUAACUCAAGCUGCAAGAUUACGUAAAUUGCGUAAAACUGAAGAUGAAAAAGUUGUAGACGGUGCUGAAUAUCAACGUAGACUUAAAAGUUUCUACAAUGAUAGAUUAAAACACACUAACUUUUAUGGAUGGGCUUAUGACGAUAAGGGUAAUAAGCGCUAGUUAGAAGAAAGUGAAGAAGAUUAGAUGUUUGAAAAUAAUCCAAAUAAAAUCUUAGAUGAUAUGCUUAAAGUUUAGUAUAGCGUAUACGCUGAAGACAGCAAACCAGAUAGCAUAUUAGCUGACAUUAUUGAUAUUGAGAGAAUAGGCUAAACUCCCGUAAAAACUAAACACGAAGCUGUUGUUUAAUCUAUCGACUUCCAUCCUAAUAGCUAGAUUUUCUUCACCUCCAGCUUAGAUAAAUUAGUAAAGAUAUACACUAUUAGAGAAAAUAGACCUGCUUUUAGAGACAAUGUAAAAUUACUCAAAUAACUCUACUUAGAAGGCAUGCCUGUAUUAUCUGCUGGAUUUAUACCUUCUAAAAAUGAAAUCUUAGCAUGUGGUAUGAAGAAACACUUGCUCUCAUAUAAUUUAUUGAAUGACAAGAUUGAAAAGAUUUCUUCCCAUUUGUUCACUCAAAGAUUCGAUUAAAAAAUUGAACACUUUGCUUUAUCUCCCAACGAAGCUUAUAUUGCUUUGUUCAGUGAAGCAGGAUAUAUCAUGAUUUUAAAUGCAAAAACCAAAUAAUUCCUUUUUGAAUUUAAAAUGAAUGAGCCAUGCACUUCUGUAGCUUUCUCUCAUGACUCUAAGUAUUUGUUCUCUGCUGGCAAAAAUGGUAAGAUCUACUAAUGGGAUAUGUCAAAGAGAUGCAUUUUUGAUGUUAACUAAGACCAAGGCACACAAACAACUAAUAAAAUUAGAGUUUCUCAAAACGGUGACUACAUCGCCACUUCUUCCCCAAGUGGUAUAGUCAACAUUUACUCCUACAAUAAAACUACUUAAACUAUGGCAAAGUCCACCACAAAAGAAAUCUUAAAUCUAACAACUUCAGUCGAUACUCUCUGCUUUAACUAACAAUCUGAAUUAUUAUUAACUGCUUCAAAGUGGAAGAAAAAUGCCAUCAGACUCGUACAUCUUCCAUCAUUUAAUGUCUAUCAAAAUUGGCCUAACUUUAAAACUUAACUUAAAUUCAUAACUGCAGCUUCUUUCAGUCCUAAUGGAAAAUACAUGGCUGUUGGAAACGAUGCAGGUGUUACUUAUCUUUAUAAUUUCAAGCAUUACAGUUGA
This is a messenger RNA of Tetrahymena thermophila SB210, 1593 nucleotides long. RefSeq names its product WD domain, G-beta repeat protein. Lineage: Eukaryota; Ciliophora; Oligohymenophorea; Hymenostomatida; Tetrahymenidae. The transcript has a single exon. The record is from RefSeq and is a predicted model, not a curated record. Gene Ontology annotation, molecular function: protein binding. Gene Ontology annotation, biological process: rRNA processing. Gene Ontology annotation, cellular component: Pwp2p-containing subcomplex of 90S preribosome; small-subunit processome.